Messenger RNA from Pseudocercospora fijiensis CIRAD86, 815 nucleotides. RefSeq lists its product as uncharacterized. Bases 501 to 815 code for a protein of 104 amino acids. The record is from RefSeq and is a predicted model, not a curated record. Lineage: Eukaryota; Fungi; Ascomycota; Dothideomycetes; Mycosphaerellales; Mycosphaerellaceae. The transcript has 5 exons.
GUAAUGCAUGAAAGUCUCAUCAUUCAUCACAAGUACUACUAUCUCCAACUAUAAACAAACUCCGGAUUCUCAUUAUCAGUCAAAUCCGAAAACUCCUGAUUCUCUAAUUUCUGAUACGCAGGCCGCGCUGUAAUCUCCGCCUUCCUGCUAUUCUCUUUCCUACACCAAAGAUAAAUAAACAACAUAAUCCCCAGCCCCACCCCAUAACACCAAAGAAUCACAAUCUCAGCCGGAACAUAUCUCGGCGCAUGUUUCGGUCUGAAAGUUUGCGGUCCAAUGAUAUUCCCAACACAAUACGCGAUCAAAUACAUGGCCGCGACGGUGGUCUUUUUCGUGUAGCCGGCAACGUUGGUGGAGAUUAGGGAGAGGAAGGCGACGAAGGGGGUUGCGGUGGCUUGGGUGAAGGAGUAGCCUGCGAGACGACCUGUGUUGUUGUCGAGGGGGAGACCGAUUAUUAGGGCCAUUCCUAAAAUUCCGAGGAGACCGGAGCUGGAGAUCGUAUGGCAUCUGCCAGCGGCGCUGGUACCUUCUUCUCCAGCUCUGGGUCUAGCUCAUGGCCGCAGACGGGCAUAGGAAAUUUUGAGGGAGAGCGUGGUGGAAAGGAAAUAGAGGCGACCAUAAUGGCACUACGCGCCAUCUCUCCUCCGCGUAGGACCAUAUCACAGCAUUGCCGAUCUCCCGGACAAAGGCGGGCAUGCGAGUGUGUCGGCGGCGAUCUUACGAAUAGCAGUGAAGAUGUUUCGUUGCAUGUUUGGGAAGUGGGGCGAGGGGUCGGGGUCGGGCAGGAUGUCGGAAGCUUGCGCCCCGCUUUGUAG